Molecule: messenger RNA, 1667 nt
Organism: Andrographis paniculata
Lineage: Eukaryota; Viridiplantae; Streptophyta; Magnoliopsida; Lamiales; Acanthaceae
Product: nucleobase-ascorbate transporter 1-like
Exons: 13
Coding region: 1-1545 (514 amino acids)
Biological process (GO): transmembrane transport
Cellular component (GO): membrane
Molecular function (GO): transmembrane transporter activity
Source: RefSeq, a predicted model, not a curated record
AUGGGAGACAUUACACAUCCUCCAAUGGAUCAGCUUCAGGACCUUGCGUACUGCAUUGAUUCUAAUCCUUCUUGGCCUGAAACCAUUUUGUUGGGAUUUCAGAAUUUUAUCUUAGUACUUGGCACAAGUGUCAUGAUUCCAACAAUGCUUGUCCCUAUGAUGGGAGGAACUGAUAAGGAUAAAGCCCUGGUUAUUCAAACUCUGGUUUUCGUUGCCGGGAUUAACACACUUCUCCAGACAUUAUUUGGAACAAGAUUGCCUGCUAUUGUUGGAGGGUCAUAUGCUUAUGUUGUGCCCAUAGUAUAUAUUAUCAAUGAUUCAUCGUUUCAACAGAUUGAUGAUCCUCAUACAAGAUUUAUACAUUCUAUGAGAGCUAUCCAAGGAGCUAUGAUUGCUGCUGCCAGUAUACAAAUAAUUUUAGGCUACAGCCAACUAUGGGGUCUGUUUUCACGCUUUUUCAGCCCCCUCGGCAUGGCACCUGUAGUUGGAUUAGUUGGUUUGGGUUUGUUUCAACAAGGAUUUCCUGUACUUGGACAUUGUCUGGAGAUUGGUUUGCCGAUGAUGGUAAUGGUCGUUGGAUUGUCACAAUAUCUGAAGCAUGUUAAACCACUAAGAGACUUGCCCAUUUUCGAACGAUUUCCUGUAUUGAUCUGCAUCACUAUUGUUUGGCUGUACGCCUUCAUACUAACUGCUAGCGGAGCUUAUCGCGGCAAACCAAAAUUUACUCAGCUCAGUUGCCGGACUGACCAAGCCAAUAUUAUAUCAACUGCUCCAUGGUUCAUGUUCCCGUAUCCUCUUCAAUGGGGUCCUCCUACUUUUGCCUUUGGACAUUGCUUUGCUAUGAUGUUUGCUGUUCUUGUCUCAAUGGUCGAGUCCACUGCAGCCUACAAGGCUGCCUCUCGUCUGGCAAUUGCGACACUACCUCCUGCGAAUGUGCUCAGCCGCGGCAUUGGCUGGCAAGGAAUAGGCAUUUUGCUCGAUGGUCUUUUUGGAACAGCCACCGGUUCGACUGUAUCUGUGGAAAAUACCGGCCUCCUUGGACUAACUCGAGUUGGAAGCCGCAGGGUGGUUCAGAUCUCAGCUGGCUUCAUGAUAUUCUUUUCUGUCUUCGGGAAAUUUCUUUCUUUUUUCGCAUCCAUACCGUUUGCUAUUUUCGCAGCUCUGUACUGUGUUCUAUUCGGGCUUGUAGGUUCUGUUGGUCUAUCAUUUCUUCAGUUCACUAACAUGAAUUCUAUGAGAAACCUUAUGAUAACUGGCCUUUCACUCUUCCUCGGCAUCUCUGUUCCUCAAUUCUUCGGCGCCAACGGAUUAGUUCACACUCGCGCCGGAUGGUUCAAUGCGACGAUGAACACGGUGUUCAUGUCCCCGCCCACGGUGAGUUUGAUUGUGGCCGUGUUUCUCGACAACACAAUAGUCGUUGAUGAGUCGAAGAAAGAUCGCGGCAUGCCGUGGUGGGACAAGUUCCGGUCAUUCAAAGGCGAUAGUAGAAAUGAAGAGUUCUACACUCUGCCUUUCAACCUCAACAGGUUCUUCCCCUCAUCGUAGCUGUCGAAAAUUUGUCUCGAAAAAAAUUCCUACUAGAUUAGCAUAAAGAUUCAGACUUUUUAGUAGCCUUAUAGAUGAUUAUGAAUCCGGGCUGCAACUAAUUUUGUAUAUUUGAAGCUGAA